AUGUUAUUAAGUAGUAUCUAUAUUCUUAUUGCUUUGAGUAAAAGAUUUAGUGACAAAAAAUGGACUAAAUAAACUUUGAAUAUGCAUUCUGAAUAAGUUUUAGAAACUAAAAAAUCUAAGCUAGCUCAAAGUUAUUUAAUAGCAUAAAUUUAAAUUUACUUUGAGAUAAAAGAAUAAUCAAUAGUUCUGAAGUUUUCUUAGAGGAUCAAUACCAAUUAUUGCCAAAAUUAUGCAGAUUACUAUAUUUGCUUUUUAUUUAACUUUAAAGAAAUAAGAUUUGGAUCUGAUGAAUUGAAAGCCUAAUUGGCAUUAUCCUAUAAAUCAAUUUUUAUUAUAAAUUUCCUAUAUCUCUAUUUUGAGGAUUAAUAUCAUUUAUUGAUAAUCAAGACUAAGUAUUAUGAAUAUCAAGGAGUCUCGUGGAUAGGAGCUUUAUAAUUUUUUGGAUUUACAUAUAUACUCUUAAGUGCUUUUAACAUUAUACAUAUAUACUCAGACUGA
Messenger RNA from Paramecium pentaurelia, 498 nucleotides. Lineage: Eukaryota; Ciliophora; Oligohymenophorea; Peniculida; Parameciidae. The record is from the annotation of a GenBank genome assembly.